This is a messenger RNA of Trematosphaeria pertusa, 1318 nucleotides long. RefSeq lists its product as uncharacterized. The record is from RefSeq and is a predicted model, not a curated record. The coding region runs from base 326 to 1213 and encodes 295 amino acids. The transcript has a single exon. Lineage: Eukaryota; Fungi; Ascomycota; Dothideomycetes; Pleosporales; Trematosphaeriaceae.
AUACCCAACCCGUUGUAUAUGCUUCCUAUCAUCUUCCCCGGCGUCGCCUUGUCGUCAGAGAUCUUCCAUUUUCAUCGGGUGGACUAUGGUCAUUCACUCUCAAUCUACAUUUCGUCUCACCGCUUUCACUUCAGCAGCCUGGUAACGCCCUGGCCUCUUAAAUCCAGCGCACCUCGAAAUUUCGCUGCAUCACCAUCUACGUUUUCCCCACAUCAACACCCCACACAGGCCACUGACUUCAUACUCACAACCCCAACCAAUCUCUUACAAUCCACGCUCUCACCAUUUCGACAUCCCCACCACCCGGGACGAUCCGCCCUUCACCAUGACCUACAACAAAAUGAAAAGCGCCGACCUCGAAGAGCUCCUCAAACUGCGCGGUCUCCCGGGCGGCGGCAGCAAGAUCCAGAUGGUAUCCCGCCUUGUCAAGCAAGACCAGGAGGAUGCCGCGGAAGAAAAAGCCAUCGCCACGAGGGUGAAGGCUGCCAUGGGGGCGCCGACGCCGAAUGGCUCAGCCGGUGGAAGUACAACAGCGGGCUCGGGGACGCAGGGCACAGUGGACGGUGCAGAAGCUAAGAAUGGGGGGAGGAAGCGCGCGGGAAGGGCUGAACGGAAGAGGAAGAAAGAGGCUAGGGAGAAGGAGGCGCGAUCUACGACUAUCGGCCAACCCGAGGCGGAGAUGAACACACGCACACCGGACGACCAAGAUGCGUAUAUCAAGUCGCUCUUGACUGGGACUCCUAGCUCCACGGCACGCCACUCUAGCCGCUCCGAGGCGGGCGAAGGCAUCAUUGUGCAGAUGACCGAGGCUUCGACAUCGGCCAAAGCCUUCCCAACCACUCCAAGGAAGAUCGUCCAUUCUCACCAAUCACAGAAACACGAUACCGAGGAGAAGGACGGCUUCGCAGCAACUGUGGUCGUCCUUUCCUCCCUCCUCGCUGCCGUAGCUGCUAUCUUCCUGCUCGGCGGCUUCACGAUGAAGGACAUCCGCGACGCCGCCGCUUUCCUUGCUUUAGCAGCCAAACAUCCACGGCCGGCACUGCGGGAAGCUAUCUGGGGCGUUACUACCGCAGCCCGCACGCCUGCUGACGAGACGGCGUUCGACCGGGUGAAGAGGCUCUGUGGUUUCAUGCGCGAGAGAGUGCCAGUGGGUCUUGGAGCGAAGCAUGCGUACCGGGUAGUUGUAGCGUGGCUGAGCAAGUUAUGGGCGUAGUUAGCUCCUCCGGGAGAAUUCGGGGAUCAAGCUCGUGGGAUUGAGGGAUGGUUGUGGGGAUGAGCCAUGGGGAGUAAAGAGAUGGUAGCGGCGGAGGUCCCCUUU